This is a messenger RNA of Blastomyces dermatitidis ER-3, 601 nucleotides long. RefSeq lists its product as uncharacterized. The record is from RefSeq and is a predicted model, not a curated record. Bases 343 to 531 code for a protein of 62 amino acids. Lineage: Eukaryota; Fungi; Ascomycota; Eurotiomycetes; Onygenales; Ajellomycetaceae. The transcript has a single exon.
GCGAAAGCUAAUUUUUUCCCUAGUUGCACAGCAGCCAAUUUGCUUGCCCGCGGCCCGCUUCCUCAAAGUAAUUCUCCAUUCAGGAUCAAACUUUGGUUACCCCUCUCUGUUUGCUAUUCCUGGUCUCUUCGUCCAAUUCCUGACGAAGUUGAAAUGCCCUCCUAACCCUGGCACUCGGGUAGCGAAAGCGAAACUACCACCCUUUGUAAACCAUGCGAUCUGUUUGCCGUUUCCUUUGCGCUCUCAAGAGUGGAAACUGUGCAUUGCCCGUGAAUACCCGAGCCGCAAGAGGCGUCGAUGGGCAAUUUAGUGUGAAAUUUCUCACCUCCCCAAUGAAGGCUAAUGAUGGAUCACCUUCAUGGAACAUAUGGGUAUGAGCCUGGAACACGGUUGUUCCUCAUGGGUAUGUACUGUACAAUAAAAUUGGCGAGCUCCAUAUAUCUGGCACCAAGUAUGAUAUGGUCAACGCUUGAUGCAAAACGGGACAGACCACAGGCGCCUCAACAAUGUCGACCUGGCUGCGGGCACUGAGGCUCCAACACGACCACCCUCUAUUUGUUAUCUUGGAUAAACAUACCAGUAUAUCCGGUGCAAGCUCAGA